GGGUGGGCGCCCGAGCGCCACAAGAGUAUGACGGGGCUGUACGAGCUGGUGUGGCGGGUGCUACACGCGCUGCUCUGUCUGCACCGCACGCUCACCUCUUGGCUCCGCGUUCGGUUCGGCACCUGGAACUGGAUCUGGAGGCGCUGCUACCGUGCAGCCUCCGCUGCGGUCCUAGCGCCGCUGGGCUUUACGCUCCGUAAGCCCCCGGCAGUAGGCAGGAACCGCCGUCACCACCGGCACCCGCGCGGGGGGCUUGGUCCGGCCGCCGCCCACCCCCAGCUGCGCUGGCGCGCGGAUGGCCGUUCCCUGGAGAAGUUGCCUGUACACAUGGGCCUGGUGAUCACCGCGUAGGAGCAGGAACCCAGAUUCUCGGACAUCGCGAGCAUCGUGGUGGGUUGGUGUAUGGCCGUGGGUAUCUCCUACAUUAGCGUCUACGACCACCAAGGUAUUUUCAAAAGAAAUAAUUCCAGAUUGAUGGAUGAAAUUUUAAAACAACAGCAGGAACUUCUGGGCCUAGAUUGUUCCAAAUACUCACCAGGGUUUGCAAAUAGUAAUGACAAAGAUGAUCAAGUUUUAAAUUGCCAUUUGGCAGUGAAGGUGCUGUCCCCAGAAGAUGGAAAAGCAGAUAUUGUGAGAGCUGCUCAGGACUUUUGCCAGUUAGUAGCCCAGCAGCAAAAGAGAUCUACAGAUUUGGAUGUAGAUAUGUUAGACAGUUUACUUAGUUCAAAUGGUUUCCCUGAUCCUGAUUUAGUAUUGAAGUUUGGUCCUGUGGACAGCACAUUAGGCUUUCUUCCCUGGCAAAUCAGAUUGACUGAGAUUGUCUCUUUGCCUUCCCACCUAAACAUCAGUUAUGAGGACUUUUUCUCUGCCCUUCGUCAAUAUGCAGCCUGUGAACAGCGUCUGGGAAAGUAGUGAUCCCUGGUUGCAUAAUUUGAUUUCAGGCUUUUGGAGAAAAGGACCCAAGUGACUCUGAUGUUUACAAAGCACCUAUGAAACCCUGUGCACACCUAGUUCAUAUUCCUCGUAAUUUAUCAACAAACACAAAAAAGUGUCUUACUUGAGAGUGAGUGUAUGAGUGUGUGUGAGUGUGCGUGCAUGUGUGUGUGUAUGGAAAUAAACUUAUAAAUGGGGGAAGUAUUGGAGAAUGAAAUAAGUAGACCUACAACUUUUAGCAAAUAGCAGCAAUGUUUUAGGAGCUGAGAUUUCACAUGUAAAGCUUUGGGCCCCUACUGCUUCCCUGUUUUUGUGGGGAGUAAAGGGAGGGAAUGACUAAAACUGUUUGGGUUGUUGUUUGGGGAGAAGGGAGUAAUUUUUGUUCUGUCUUUCCUAGUGACCAAACUUUAAUUUUUUAAAAUAAUAUAUUAUUAAAUGGAGGUAUUCUUAGUUUGAGGGAGUUGCAGAGAAUGGAUUUCUGUGUUGCUCACUUAUUAAAAGUUUGCUCCUCUUCAGAGGAGAGAGAAUACCUAUCUUAAGAUAUCCGUCCAUUUUCAUUUCUUACUUCAUUGUAGUUAAACAGUGUGACUUGAGAACGUUGCUCUGGAGUCUGUGUUCUGUGUUGUAAAGAACAUUUGAAAAAGAACUCUUGAUACACUGAGAUGCAAAAUUUU
Molecule: messenger RNA, 1607 nt
Organism: Sciurus carolinensis (gray squirrel)
Lineage: Eukaryota; Metazoa; Chordata; Mammalia; Rodentia; Sciuridae
Product: dehydrodolichyl diphosphate synthase complex subunit NUS1-like
Cellular component (GO): dehydrodolichyl diphosphate synthase complex; endoplasmic reticulum membrane
Molecular function (GO): ditrans,polycis-polyprenyl diphosphate synthase [(2E,6E)-farnesyl diphosphate specific] activity
Source: RefSeq, a predicted model, not a curated record